CAUCAGUGUCAUCGGGUGAUGACUGAUGUGUUUGCAGCUAGAGAAAUUUAAUACUAAUAGAAAUCGUUAAUAAUGGCAGAUCAGCUACUAAUUCACGAUGAUAUUAAACUAUAUACAACGUCUGAUAAGUUCUACCUGGAGCCCACCAUAAACCCUACAGAGAUACUUGUCAUCGACAGGGUAUCUGGGGAAGCAUCUGUCAAAGCUUAUGGCACCGUAAAAAUCCCCAUCCCAGAGAAUGCAUACAAACCUGUUUGCGGCUUCCUUGGCUCCAUCAAGCUCAUAUCCGGAUCAUAUCUGGUGGUUGCCAAAUAUAGAAUACUGAUCGGCAAACUAAACGGACACGACAUCUACCAGUUGGCCGGCACGGAUAUCAUUCCCUACGCGCGGUCAACCACCCACCUCACUAACAAACAGAUAGAAGACAACACCACAUACGAGCGUAUGGUCCGCGCGGCGCUAGACGCGCCAGGAAUGUAUUUCUCAUACGGAUAUGACAUCACACACACAUUGCAGCGGUUACACUCGGUCGCCGCGGAAUUCCAUUCGAUGUCAGUGGCGUCCCGCGCCGAUAGUCGGUUCCUGUGGAACGGGCACCUGCUGCGCGACUACUCGCAUUUACAGUUCGCCAGGUUCGCGCUGCCCGUCAUACAGGGCUUCGUGGCUAUAAACAAGGUGACGGUGAACGGGCACAGACUCACUUGGUCGGUGGUGUCGAGGCGCAGUGUGGCCCGCGCCGGCACCAGGCUCUUCAUGCGAGGGGUCGAUGCAGAGGGCAACGUAGCGAACUACGUAGAAACCGAGCAAAUAAUCGAGCGAGACGGCGAGAAGUCCUCCUUCGUCCAAACCCGUGGCUCCAUCCCAUUGUUCUGGUCACAGUACCCUAACAUAAAAUACAAGCCUGCUUGUACCCUGGCCCAUGAGGACCAUGUAGCGGCAUACACUAAACAUGUGAAAGAGCAACAGCAACUGUAUGGAAGUCAAGUUCUUAUUAAUUUGAUCGACCACUGCGGCAAAGAGGAGGCCCUCGAGCGUGGUUUCCGCUCCGCCGUCGCCGCGGCCGCGUUGCCCGGCGUUCGCUACGAACCUUUCGACUUCCACACGGAGUGCCGCGGCAUGCGCUACGACAGGCUGAAUGUACUCAUAGACCGGAUAGCGCACGAACAGACGGAGUUCGGGUACUUCAUGUCGCGCGGCGGCAGCGUCCUCUUGCGGCAGAGCGGCGUGUUCCGAACCAACUGCGUGGACUGUCUCGACCGUACUAACGUUGUGCAGAGUCUGCUAGCCAAGCGGCAGUUGGCGGGGGCGUUGAAGCUGCUCGCUGUGACCCCGCCGGACGAUUACCCGGAUCUCAAUGUGCUUUUUAACAACGUAUGGGCCGAUCACGCGGACAUGAUAUCCACGCAGUACUCCGGCACCGGAGCUCUGAAGACUGACUUCACUCGCACCGGCAAACGUACCAGAUUAGGCCUGCUGAGGGACGGUGUCAAUUCCCUCACGAGAUACUUCAAGAACAACUUCACUGAUGGGUUCCGACAGGACUCCACUGACUUGCUGCUGGGCAAGUACGUGGUGCGCGACGGAGAAGGCAACACAGCGCUCUGUCCUCUUCGAAGAGACAGAGACUGGAAGUACAUCACCUUCCCGUCGGUGCUGCUGGUGGCCAUGUCCAUGUUCAUGGCGAGCGUGGCGCUGCCCUCCAAGUACACCAGCGAGGUGUUGUUCAGCCUCAUGUUCUGGGGCGCGUGUAUGGGCGCCACCCUCGCCUAUAUAGUCAAGCACGGGAAGGAGUUCGUGGACUGGCCGCGCCUCGACUGCGGCGGUCUGGCGGCGCUCCGCUCGCGGCCGCAGUUAUGAUCCUAGAGCCGCCGUUCUCUGUGCUCGUAGUGUAGCCACCACACACACACACUCACACACCGAUCACAGCUCGUUCGACCCCGAGACUCCCGGUUACAGCUUGUGUGACUUCACCCGAGAGUCGCCUAGACAUCAAAACUUGCCAAGACAAAUACAAUUUUGAUUUGUCAAUAUAAAUAUUCAAAUUAGAAUGGAAUAGACCUUUUUAUAUGCUUCUGGGCAGCUAGAGGUUAAACCCACGAGUCCUGGACGCGAUGUCGAGCAGAAAAGUAUCUAAUCGGUUCCGAAACACACGAACGAAUGUAUACAUAUACGAAGUCCUACGUUCGAUAACUCAUUUCAUACAAAAUGUAUAAAUGCUAGGACUCGAGGUUUAAACCGGUGUCUAGAAUUUGAGAGUAUGCCACCGACUUACAGCUAGUUUGACUUUAUACCCACGAGUUCUGGGGACGUGAUGUAUCGGCACAGUUACCUUUAAAUCGGCAUCAAUUAGAUCCUAUUUUUGCAGUUUAGAAUUCAGAAGAGAGACGGCAGAACAUUUGCCUAAUAGAUAGCAUGUGGAUAGCAUCAAAUAGAUAGUUAUGGCCUAAGUAAACCGCAAACCGGUAACAAUUUAAUUCGUUUCUGGUUCUCGUAAGUACUAAAUAUUUACUUACCGAUUACAUUCCCUAGGCUAUUAGUCAAAUCGGAAAACAUCCUUUCUAUGAUAAUCAGGGUGUGUUUAGGGAUGGAUGUGUUUACGCAACCGGAAGAAAAUUGAAUACUAAUUAACCGGUAAAUUAGCGAUAUUUCUCAUGUAUGUUCUGGUGGAUUCAUUUAUGUUACGAUAAAUUUGGCCAUUUGAUCUUCACUAUCUAUUUCUUGCUGACUGUACCAAACUUAUCGUACUUAUGUACAAGUCAAAAACCCUUGGGACUUAGAGGUUUUUGACACUUCAAAGUGGGAGUCGAGGGGUUAAACCGGUAUCCGAAUCUUUACUCGGCUGAUGUACAACAGUUACCAUCGAAUAUUUGGCCGUUACUAUUUUUAAAGCUGACUGUACCAUUUUCGAUUUACAUAAAAGAAUAUUGUCAUUCUACAAAAAAGGUACCCUUUUUCUAACGAUACAUGUAUGGUCUGCCUGUGUAAAGUGUACCUACUAUUUUUAAUCGAAUUUUGCAUUUCAUUAAAAUAUUUUUCACACGUAUUAUUAUUUGCAUGGAAUUUUGUAUGUUAGAGAAAGAAUUAACUACUACAUAAUAAUGUUGAAAAUUUGCAUUUCACAAAUGUACGUGUAUUCCUUACUACGUGGCUAUUAUCAAAUACUGUUUUUACCAUAGAGACUGAACUAUAAUUCCAACUUAAGAAAAAAUAUGUCCAACUAUGUAUACUAUUGUAUUGCAAAUAUUCAACAUGUACAACCUUGUGCGUUUAAAAUCAAAUGUCACUUCUAUUUUGACUUUUAUACAAUCAUUCCUAAUACCUACAUUUGUAUAUCGCACUUACGCCUUACGUAUGUAAUUUAAAUGUUAUAGUUGAAUCAACCUUGUCACUAGAAAGUGUAGUCAGUGAAACUAUUAGCUUAGCACCCUUACCUACAAAUAUGCUAAUAGCUUUGCUGACUACAUGAGUUAACCAUUCCUGCCUCUUUCUAAAGGUGUCAUCCCAUUUCAAAGAAACCUAAAUUUGCAAUAAGUAAAUGCCCAUUUUCCAACGUUUUUAUAAGUAUUCGAAGAAACCUAAUCUAUUUCAGAGUUUUACUGCUAAAAUCUGUUUUUAUGUCUUGUAUACUAAAAUGGCAGUUUGAUUUGUCUACCCAACGUACCAAUCUGGUUUUGUAUGAGUUUUGCACUAAAUGACAGAUCUAUCUGAUCUAUUUUUUGGACGAAUUGGGGCAGUUGAACUGUCAUGUCAAAAAAGGUUGAAACCACGUAUUUGCUAUUUUCAUAUUGUACGAUUCCCACCGACCGGCUGGAGUCGGGCCGCGCCGGAGCGCAUUUUUAAUGUAUAGUUUGUCAAAGGACUGUCUCAUUUCAAACAUAGACAGAGAGAAUCAUACUAUCUUUGUUUUACACUAGUACUACCACCCAAAAGAAAAGGAUGAGUAUAGUUUUUUGUUCUUAUUUACUGACAAGAUUUGCUUGACCAACUACAGGUAACCUACCUAUACAUUAUGUACCUAUGGCAGACGCGAUAGGAGUCCGUCCGCUCGCGCUUGCGGCCGUACAUAUGUGAAAUGCGCUCCGACUCCACCCGUUCGAUAGGAAUCUUAUUUUCUGAUAUUUGUUAAUUUAGUUCACGUGCAUAUUAACCGAGAAUGUUAAUGCUAGUGAAGUGUUUAAUGUGGUGUUUAUUAGAAUAAUUGUUGGGAUCAAAGAUCAACGUGGUGUAUCUAUGGGUGGCUAACGGAAUGGAGACGGCGUUUUAUUACACUUUUGCGGGUGACAUUGCUGAUAAAAUACUGUAAAGAGAGAUGGUUUAAGAGCUUACACACACUAUCAAAUAUUUAAAAAUACUUUUAUUACUUUAGGCGAACAGGGAUCGUGCGCGUUGGAGGGUCUACCAUCUUGUGGCCUGAAUCUGAAACAUAAACUGUACAUUGACACUUCACGCCAAAGCAAGUGCUGCCCUCUACAGUUCAUGCACGUGCUCUAUACAACGUGCUUACGUGACUAUCUCUCUAUUACGGCAUGGAUAGCUAUAUCUCUCUAUCAAAAUGAUCAUGUACCAUUGCGCUCGGCGAUUGUUGAGCCAUUUAGGGUCCUAGCUAAACUGGUUUUUCAAUACUUGCGCUAUGGAAUGUCCAAUUUAGCUAGAACCCUAAAUGGCAUAACAAUAACGGAGCAUGACUACAUAAUAUUCAAUCUUUGGGAUGAAAAGAACAACUCGGAAUUGUUGUUAGUACCUAGGUAGGUACCUACUCAUGCCCACAGCACCAACAACGCCUAUACAGGGUGGCCAAAAAAUAUGUGCAAUCCCGUUGCCAGGGAGGUUUUGGGAUUAUACUGAGCAACUUUUACUAUGGGACCAACCACGAAAUCGCGAAAAAAAAUAUUCACCCUCCCAUAGAAAAUGGACCAGCCAAAAUGUAUGAAACAGCCAAAAUUUUUUUCGCGAUUUCGGGGUUGGUCCCAUAGUAUAAGUUGCUCAGUAUAAUCCCACAAUCUCCCUGGCAACGGGAAAGCACAUACUUUUUGGCCAACCACGGCAUACGCGCUUGCGCCUGUGUUUAUGGCGUGCGAGUGACAUGUUUUGCUUAUGCCGUAUAGCGUUGAAAGGAUUAAAUGCCAGUCUUCUGCCUGAUGAUGUUUAUAUUUUUUCUAGUAAUGACGCAAUUUAGAUAUUUUCAAACAAAGCACUCAGUUAACUUUUCUGUGUAAUUAUUUAUUCCUAUGAUAUUCUUUUUUUCAGCAAUGUUAUUCACAAAAGGUGUUUUGUAAUUUAUUAUUAAACUAUUUUUUUACGAACUUGUAUUAUUUAACUUAACGUAGUUUUGUAAUUCUAAGAUGUCUAAUUUUAUGGAAAGGAUAUAAAUAUAUAUCAUUAAAGUGUUUGAACCUUA
Molecule: messenger RNA, 5398 nt
Organism: Cydia strobilella
Lineage: Eukaryota; Metazoa; Arthropoda; Insecta; Lepidoptera; Tortricidae
Gene: Sac1
Product: phosphatidylinositol-3-phosphatase SAC1
Exons: 15
Coding region: 73-1857 (594 amino acids)
Biological process (GO): phosphatidylinositol dephosphorylation
Cellular component (GO): endoplasmic reticulum
Molecular function (GO): phosphatidylinositol-4-phosphate phosphatase activity
Source: RefSeq, a predicted model, not a curated record